UUCAAUCCUUUAUGAAGUGAAUGUUGAAUAUUUUUAGUGGACGAAUUCAUAAAAUUAUAUAUCUCUCAUUCAAAAGUUGAUUCCUCGCCAAAUGUUAUAAUCCAAAUUUUAACUGUGUCAUUAAAAUAAAAGUCAUUUAUCACGUGAUUUUGAAAUUCUUAUCUGACAACAAUUUCCUGACAAUUUUACAGGUUUAAAUCUCUAUUUCAGAAAAACAAGGUUAAUUCUAAAGAAAAAUGUUAUUUCGUGGAUUUAUAUUUUUAAUGAUUAUUUUUAUCGUUAAAAAAAGUUUAGGAUUAACUGCAAAAGAAAUUGUGCAUCCUGGACAAACGGAUUUAUUCGAACUUUCAGUGAUUCAUAUUAAUGAUUUUCACGCUAGAUUUCUCGAGACAAAUCCAUAUUCUGGAAGUUGCAAUAAUUCUGAGAGAGAAAAAUGUAUUGGUGGAUUUGCAAGAGUUUACACAGCAAGUCGACAAUUAGUUGAUGAAAGACCAAAUGCAAUUUUUUUAAAUGCAGGAGAUAAUUUUCAAGGAACAAUAUGGUAUAAUUUUUUUAAAUGGAACGUUACUGCUAUUUUCAUGAAUAAACUACCACAUGACGCUAUGACAAUUGGAAAUCAUGAAUUUGACGAUGAAAUUAAUGGACUUGUUCCAUUUUUAAAGGAAAUCAAAUGUCCCGUUGUUGUGACAAAUAUUGACAGUUCAAGAGAACCAACAUUGCAGGGACUUUAUAAAAAUAGUACAAUUAUUAAAAGAGGUGAUAAAAAAAUUGGUAUCAUUGGUGUUAUUUUAUCAACAACAAAUUUGAUAGCAAAAACAGGAAAAUUAUUAAUUUUGGAUGAAGUGGAAUCAAUAAAUAAUGAAGCUGAUAGACUAAAAGCUCAAGGAGUGAAUAUUAUCAUAGUAUUAAGCCAUUGUGGAUUAAUUGUUGAUAGAAAAAUUGCAGAAAAAUGUCCAAAUAUUGAUAUUAUAGUUGGAGGACAUUCACAUACAUUUCUUUAUACCGGUAAUAAGCCAUACAGAGAUGUACCUGAAGAUGUUUAUCCGGUUCACGUGAAACAAAAUACUGGUAGAACAGUAUUAAUUGUUCAAGCAGCUGCUUUUACAAGAUAUAUUGGGAAUUUAACUGUUUGGUUUGACGCACGAGGUGAAAUUCUCGAUUGGGAAGGAAAUCCUAUUCUAUUAGAUAAUUCAAUAACAGAAGAUCCAGAAAUAUUGGCGGCUCUUCAACCGUGGAAGGAAGAAGCUGAUAAACAAGGAUCAAUUGAAAUUGGAGAGACAAAAGUUUAUCUUCAAGGAUUACAAACUUGUCGAAGAGGUGAAUGCAAUUUAGGAAAUUUAAUAACCGAUGCAAUGAUAGAUUAUUAUGUAAAGGAAAAUGUAAACAAUACUUACUGGACAAAUGCAGCAAUUGCUGUGAUUAAUGCCGGAGCAAUUCGUAGUGAUAUUAGUAAUAAUCCUGGAACAAUUAAAUAUGAGGAUCUCAUAAUUGUUACCCCUUUUUCUAACACUUACGAUUUAGUUGAAUUACAAGGAAAUACUAUUUUGAAGAUUUUAGAGAAAGCUGUCAUUACUGAACCUACAGAAAAAUUUAUUGGCUUUAGUUUUCUUCAAUGGUCAGGACUCAAAGUUACUUACAAUUUAUCAUAUCCAGAAUAUUCACGAGUAAUUGACGUACAAAUUAGAUGUCAAUUUUGUCAGAUACCAAAAUAUAAAAAUUUAGACAGUGAAAAAUGGUAUAAAGUAGCGAUAACUGAUUUUUUACUCAAUGGAGGUGACAAUCAUACUGAUAUACAAAAUGGAUAUCGUAAUCAUCAAAUUGGACCAUUAGAUAUAGAUACUAUUGUUAAGUUUGUAAAAAAAAGGAGUCCAAUCACUUAUGGUAAUGAGGAAAGAGUGAUUCUAUUGCAAUAAAUAAUAAAUUCAUUUCUUUUUUU
Leptopilina boulardi is the source of this 1936-nucleotide messenger RNA. Its product is annotated as apyrase-like. Gene Ontology annotation, cellular component: plasma membrane. Gene Ontology annotation, biological process: AMP catabolic process. Gene Ontology annotation, molecular function: nucleotide binding; 5'-nucleotidase activity; metal ion binding. Lineage: Eukaryota; Metazoa; Arthropoda; Insecta; Hymenoptera; Figitidae. The record is from RefSeq and is a predicted model, not a curated record. The coding region runs from base 237 to 1913 and encodes 558 amino acids. The transcript has 12 exons.